AUGGUUCUAAUUCCUGAUUCGAGGAAAUUCUAUGUCUCAAAUUUUGACGUCAAGCGCAUUGCUGAAAUAAUUUUUAAUGAUCUUUCUGAAAUAUCGGAAGAAAUUAAAUUCAAGAUCAGGGUUAGAGUUGUGUCCAGAUCACCAGAUACUAGCCAAGCGUUUUUACAAGAAGUUGUCGUCGUGGCUAACCUAAUUAGCAACACUAAAGAUAACAGAGAUGAGUUUGAAAGUAAUGUUCUUAGACUUGCUAGAGAAGCACGGGCAGUACAAGAAUCAGAGAAUACGACAGUCAACUUGAUAACCACACUACUAGGAGAAGGCUUCGCGCCAUUUCUGCAUGAGGAAGACAACCGAUCAUACACUGAACAUCUGUGGACAACCAGUUCCAAGAUUUCAUUGAAAGGCGGUUGCUGGCAGUCUAAAGGCAAAAAUACUAACUCGUCAUACGUCACACCUGACUGGUCAACUGUGGAGACACUUUAUACAGCGCAAUGUUCAAAAGGAGGCUUUCGUCUUAAACAAUGGCAGCAUAAAGAUAAAUUUAUAGACAUCACAAAUACUUUAUUCUGUCAGUUCGUUGCUAUAAAUUUUACAGAUAUUUCGUUUAACGGAAGCUCCAUAGUGGUGCGCUUCUCUUAUAACAACAGACAUUUUACAUUAACCAGUGCAGCAAAUAUCUCUGUUUUUGGCGACGAAAUUCGUAUUUGUGUUGAUCUUUUUAAGAACCUCACAGAAUCGCCUCUAACUGAGUUUAGUGAUAAUAUAUCAGACUAUCGAUUAGUGCUUGCCACUUUUUAUCUAGAAAUCUUAUGCUCGUCUCUCUCGGCAGUUUGUUUACUGACCUCUUUUGUAACCUACUGUUUGUUUCCCGUGCUGCGCACUUUGCCCGGCCUCAAUAACAUGUGUUUAACUCUUUCUCUAGCUCUGGCACACAUCUUCCUGUUUGUUACGGCUGAGUUUGGCAUUGCUGGAAAACUAAAUCAACACUACUGUUUGGUCCACGCCAUUCUGGUCCAUUACUUCUGGUUGGCAACUUUCAUGUGGAUGAGUGUUUGUUGUAUCCACAUGUACCGAGUGUUUACCUGCCAAAGCACCAAAUUUAUCAACACACGCAGCGAUAGCAGACGACACUUGCACUACUGUAUCUCAGCAUUCGGAUCACCUGUGGUGAUUAUUGUAAUAUAUGUGCUCGUCUGCAUGUGUCUCACAGCAGGUUCCUCCAAUGGUUACAGUAAUACAUAUUGCUUUCUGGACGUCACCGAGUCAAUUUUAACCACUCUUCUGUCACUUGUGCUUCCUCUCUGUCUCACAAUAUUCAUUAAUGGGGUCCUGUAUGUUCUGACUAUUCGAGAAAUGCUUCACGUAACUAGACUGAGAAGAUCCACAGUUGAAAGCAAGGGAGUGCUGACCUAUGUGAAGUUAUCUACCCUUACAGGAACAUCCUACGUUGUUUGCGGAGCGGCCCUUCAUCUGCACAGCCCUGUUAUCAAUCUCCUGGUGUCCCCAGUCAUGUGUUUGCAGGGUGUCUUUAUCUUUAUGUCAUUUAUUUGUAAUAAGAGAGUUAGAAACUUGUACAGGGAAUUGCUCAGACGACACAGUGACCACGUACAAUCAAGUUCAAGAUCAAAGAGAACCGCCUUUACAGAGAUCCCUGCAAGCAAACACAUGACUAAAUCAGCGACCGAACAUUCCAGUUUCUAG
This is a messenger RNA of Candidula unifasciata, 1701 nucleotides long. The record is from the annotation of a GenBank genome assembly. Lineage: Eukaryota; Metazoa; Mollusca; Gastropoda; Stylommatophora; Geomitridae.